AUGCUCCGAUUGCCUCAAAACAUCUUCAAAAUCGGCCUCAAGGCUCAUCCUAUCAGGAGCCUCAAUACAAACUGGUCUUUAAAGACAAAUGUCUUCCAAUUUCUUAGACAAACCCGCCUCUCAUCUACCUGGUCUCGUUACAACAAACACUAUGGCCGGAACAAGAUUGAUUGGGACAGAUUGAAGAAGCCUGCUCUAUUUACUGCAACAUUUUGUGUUGCUACAACAUUUGCAGCUCCUUACCUAUUCAAAAUCCCCCCAUUCUCGGUCUUUCAGUACAACCCUAAACUCCUAGUUUACACCAUCAUUGGACUCAAUGUUGCAGGAUUCCUCGCAUGGAAGUCACCAGUAUUUUCCAGAUAUAUGACUCGUUAUGGCCUCCUAGUGAAGGAUAACGUCAGAAGUCAGUGGUCUUUGUUAGGUUCGGCCUUCUCCCAUCAGGACCCAUUUCAUCUCUUGUUCAACAUGCUCAUGUUAUUCUCCUUUGGUACUAGUUUCUCAGCCACUAUUGGCGCAGCUAAUUUCUUGACGCUUUAUCUAAAUGCAGCUGUGUUCUCGUCCUUUUUCUCUCUCGCGGUGCCUACGCUCAUGCGGACAUCAUUGGCUGUGGCUUCUCUCGGUGCUUCGGGCGCACUCUUUGGCGUUUUGGGUGCAUUUUCUUAUUUAAUCCCUAAUGCUGCUGUCCUGUUGUUUUUUAUUCCCUUCCCUGGUGGAGCAUGGGCCUUGUUCUUGUUUAGUGCUGCCUUAAAUGCCGCUGGUAUUUUCAUGAAAUGGGGACGUUACGACUACACAGCGCAUUUGGGAGGAUCUUUGGCAGGAGUUUAUUACGGGUGGUAUUAUUCAAACAUCAUUAAAAAGAGAAAUGCUAGACGGCAAGUGAUCUGGCGACCAUAA
Molecule: messenger RNA, 894 nt
Organism: Australozyma saopauloensis
Lineage: Eukaryota; Fungi; Ascomycota; Pichiomycetes; Serinales; Metschnikowiaceae
Product: rhomboid protease
Exons: 1
Coding region: 1-894 (297 amino acids)
Cellular component (GO): membrane
Molecular function (GO): serine-type endopeptidase activity
Source: RefSeq, a predicted model, not a curated record